CAAUUUGCAUUAAAUAUAAAUAUAACACUUAAGAUAAGAAAAGAGUUGCUGAUAUGCAAAUUGUUCAUUUCCAUUGAGGUUCAAGUCACAGAUGUAAAGUUUCUGAUGCGUUGAUGUACAUUAAGGUGUCACCUGUGUGUGUUUACUGUUGGCAGGUACAUCCAGUGUCUCACCUGCUGGCAGAGUCUCUGUAACCUGAGGACAAUAACCCACCAGGUUCCAGGACCAUUACCGCUCGAAACAGGAUCCAUCUCUAGGAACAACACACCACACAGCUUGGUUUACUUACCUCGAGCCAAUGAGACGGAUUCGAACCAUCACUGCUAUGGCUCUCCUCGUUACUUUAUUUCUGAUUUUUUUUUACUCGACCCUUCAUCUAGAGACGACCUACAGCCACAAGGCGGGACCAGAGGACGUCCUGAGGCGUCCGAGGCUCCCGGUCCACAGUGACGGUGAUGUGAAAACCCAAAGCUCGAAGCAGGAGAGCGACGCCGCGCCUCAUCCUGUCGUCCACAACGUGUCUGUUUCUGACAGCUUCAGACAGAUAAUCUCUCAGAACAGAGCCUACUGGAACCGCCUGCUGUACUCGGCCCUCAGGAACCUGAACAAGAGAGGAAAUACUGUCAGUAACUCCAACUGGUCUCGUUGCCGGGAGACGAAUCAAGAGCUUCUACAAACCAACGUGCACGACUUCACAUCCUACCCUGUCUUGUUCCAGGACUUCUUGCAAGUCAUGAACUGCAGGUCCCCUCCGGUCCUGAUCAAUCAGCCCGACAAGUGCGUCUCCACCAAAGGGGACAACCACACCGUCCUGCUCUUCGCCAUCAAGUCGACUCCUGGAAACUUUGAGCGGAGACAGGCGGUGCGGGAGACCUGGGGGCAAGAGGGGGUGUAUCAGGGUGGACUGAGAGUACACACACUGUUUCUCCUGGGUAGCUCCCAGCUGGACGACCCCAACCUCAACCCACUGUUGGCGUUUGAAGCGAGGCGCUUUGGGGACCUCCUGCAGUGGGACUUCCACGAAUCCCUCUUGAACCUUACGCUCAAAAUGAACAUGUUCCUCCAGUGGACGCUGAGACGCUGCCCACACGUCUCCUUCGUCUUUAGUGGGGAUGAUGAUGUGUUUGUAAAUACACCGGCGUUGCUCAGCUACCUGCAGUCUCUGGAGCCCUCGAAGGCCUCUAAGUUGUAUGUCGGACACGUCAUAAGCACAGCGAAUCCUCUCAGGGACCCGAAAAGCAAGUACUACAUUCCUCUGAGCUUCUACGACGGCCCGUACCCUGCUUACGCUGGUGGAGGCGGUUUCCUUAUCUCGGGAGCGUUGCUGCAACCCCUGUAUUCAGUUUCACACGUCAUACCCUUCUUCCCCAUCGACGACGUCUACACCGGGAUGUGCACCAAUGCUAUGGGAGUUUCUCCCGAGGCGCACGCCGGUUUUCAGACCUUUGAUGUCAAGGAGCAGGACCGUGAGAAUCUGUGCGUACAUAAAGAUCUUAUUCUCAUCCAUCAGCGAUCUCCACAGCAGGUGAAGAAGCUGUGGAGAGGCAUUCACAGCCCGUUGUUGAGUUGCUGAACAGGACUGGUGGCCAAAAGAUGCAGCAAUGAAAGAGUCACCACUGACUGCAGCGACAUAGUGAAGCGACAUAGUGAAGCCACAGUUUAUCUGCGUUCCUCUUUGUCCUUUUCAUUGUUUUUGUUUCUGUUUGCAGCAGGAAGAAUUGUAAAUUAGGGGGUUUUUUUAAUACGGUUGACCUUUAACAGACGGAAACCUUCCACUGAGGCAAGUUUUGAAGUUAUGAAAGACUGGUUGUAAUGACAAAUAUAUUUUCAUCCCUGGAUAAACAGGGGACUCUUUCCGUCAAACUGAACACAGUUUAGUUCCGUGUCUCCAUCCCCAAACUCCCAUUUUCCUAUUUAAUUUAAAUAAAUAAUCCAAAAAGACAACUGAAAGUUCAAUAGUUUAUUUUCUACACAACACCAAACAUGUAACAUGAGCUAGAUGGGUGUACAGUUCUGGGAUUCAGAAAUAGUGUGUAACAGCAUACAAACCCAUUUAAAAUGUGGGUGUGUACACUAAAAACUACAUUAAAAUAACAAAGUUCUUUAACACAAGUUAAUUCAGUCACCUCAAUGAUACACAAGGAAACCUGUUAAAUACCACAAUCACUGUAGAGGACAGUCACAAGCAAGGGAGCAAACACAACAGAGGUUAACUUCCACCGUUUAUUGCUUGAUUUGUGUUUGAUUUCUUUAUGCAUAAUGCUUUCCAACUGCAGCAGAUGUUUUAUUUUUUUGCUCCACUUAAAAAACAACAUCUUGGAAUUGCUGUGAAACAAGAGAAGGUACAGAGAAGCUUUACUACUGACAGCAUGUAAAUCUAUUAACGUAAGGCACCAAACCCAGAAGUACAGUGUUUUUCAAAAGCACAAUUGUUCUCCUUCUCCCUCUGUUGUGCAGAAAGAAAAU
This is a messenger RNA of Morone saxatilis (striped sea-bass), 2466 nucleotides long. RefSeq names its product UDP-GlcNAc:betaGal beta-1,3-N-acetylglucosaminyltransferase 2, like (gene b3gnt2l). The transcript has a single exon. Lineage: Eukaryota; Metazoa; Chordata; Actinopteri; Moronidae. Gene Ontology annotation, cellular component: membrane. Gene Ontology annotation, molecular function: protein N-acetylglucosaminyltransferase activity. The record is from RefSeq and is a predicted model, not a curated record. Bases 299 to 1573 code for a protein of 424 amino acids.